This is a messenger RNA of Saprolegnia parasitica CBS 223.65, 918 nucleotides long. RefSeq lists its product as hypothetical. Gene Ontology annotation, biological process: carbohydrate metabolic process. Gene Ontology annotation, cellular component: extracellular region. Lineage: Eukaryota; Oomycota; Saprolegniomycetes; Saprolegniales; Saprolegniaceae. The record is from RefSeq and is a predicted model, not a curated record. The transcript is spliced from 4 exons. The coding region runs from base 1 to 918 and encodes 305 amino acids. Gene Ontology annotation, molecular function: cellulose binding.
AUGGUGAGUGCCAACGCGGUUGUCUCGCUCUUCGCGCUCGCUGCGCCGCUCGUCGCCGGUCACGGCAUUAUCUCCAACCCCUUGGCCGAGUUUACGCCCAACGUCAUGCGCACGACGUACGUGACGCGCAUCCAGGCCAACUUCCCCGGCAAGUUUGACGACUCGCCGCAGACCAACGUCGCCAACUUCAACAAGGCGUUCAAGGCCCAGACGCAGUUCAAGACGCUCCGUGACAUGCUCGACCCGCAAGGUCCCGACUGCGGCAACACGCUCACGAACGGCGCCAAGAAGGCGAUCCCGACCAAUGGCAUGAUGACGUGGCAGAACCCCGACACGGGCGAAGGUUUCGUGCCCAGCCACACGGGUCCGUGUGAAGUCUGGAUCGACGACAAGCGCGUGUUCCAGAACGACGACUGCGCGACCAACUUUCCGGCCAAGCCGGCGGCCAACCUCCCCAUCGACUACUCGAGCUGCUCGGGCGACGGCUGCAUGUUGCGCUUCUACUGGCUCGCCUUGCACGAGCCGAUGUGGCAAGUCUACAAGAACUGCGUUCCGCUUGAAGGCAACGGUCAGAAGCCGUCGCCCACUGAUGCCCCGACAGAGGAACCGACUGAGGAGCCCACGGACGAGCCUUCGGACGACCCCGAGCCCACGGACGAACCCACUGAAUACCCCGGCUCGACGACGUGCGAAGCUGGCAGCCACUGCGUCAAGUUUAACCCGUUCUACUACCAGUGCCGCCCCGACAGCGAGGCUGCUGAGGGCCAAGUGCCUGCAUUUGGGCAGUGCGGCGGCAAGGACUUUAUCGGCGCGACCAAGUGCGUCGAGGGGUACCAAUGCGGCGAAAUCAACGAGUACUUCUUCCAGUGCCGCCCCGCGGCCGAGUAUGGCGGCAACCGCCGUCUCCGCGGCAUGUAG